AUGUCUGGCCGUGGCGCGGGCGGGUUCCCGCUGCCCCCGCUGAGUCCCGGCGGCGGCGCCGUGGCCGCGGCCUUGGGGGUACCGCCUCCCCCCACGGGCCCCGGCAUGCUAGCCGGACCCGCGCUCAGGGGACCUGGGCCGGCUGGAGGCGUGGGGGGCCCUGGAACCGCCGCCUUCCGCCCUAUGGGGCCCGCGGGCCCCGCAGCGCCGUACCAGCGGCCCGGCUUGUCGCCAGGGAGCCGGAUGCCCAUGGCUGGCCUGCAGGUGGGACCCCCUGCCGGGUCCCCAUUUGGCACAGCGGCUCCACUUCGACCUGGCAUGCCACCCGCCAUGAUGGACCCAUUCCGAAAACGCCUCCUCGUGCCCCAGGCCCAGCCCCCGAUGCCUGCCCAGCGCCGGGGGCUAAAAAGGAGGAAGAUGGCGGAUAAGGUUCUACCUCAGCGAAUUCGGGAGCUGGUCCCAGAAUCUCAGGCGUACAUGGAUCUUUUGGCUUUUGAGCGGAAGCUGGACCAGACCAUUGCUCGCAAGCGGAUGGAGAUCCAGGAGGCCAUCAAAAAGCCCCUGACGCAAAAGCGAAAGCUUCGGAUCUACAUAUCCAAUACAUUUAGUCCCAGCAAGGCAGAAGGUGAUAGUACAGGAACUACAGGGACCCCAGGGGGGACCCCAACAGGGGACAAGGUGGCUUCCUGGGAACUCCGAGUGGAGGGAAAACUGCUAGAUGAUCCUAGCAAACAGAAGAGGAAGUUUUCUUCAUUCUUUAAGAGUCUUGUCAUUGAGCUGGACAAGGAACUGUAUGGGCCUGACAAUCACCUGGUGGAGUGGCAUCGGAUGCCCACCACCCAGGAGACAGAUGGCUUCCAAGUGAAGCGGCCUGGAGACCUCAAUGUCAAGUGCACCCUCCUGCUCAUGCUGGAUCAUCAGCCUCCCCAGUACAAAUUGGACCCCCGACUGGCAAGGCUGCUGGGAGUGCACACACAGACCAGAGCUGCCAUCAUGCAGGCCCUGUGGCUCUACAUCAAACACAACCAGCUGCAGGAUGGACACGAGCGCGAGUACAUCAAUUGCAACCGUUACUUCCGCCAGAUCUUCAGUUGUGGUCGACUCCGUUUCUCCGAGAUUCCCAUGAAGCUGGCUGGGUUGCUGCAGCAUCCAGACCCCAUUGUCAUCAACCACGUCAUUAGUGUGGACCCCAACGACCAGAAGAAGACCGCCUGUUACGAUAUUGACGUGGAGGUGGACGACCCACUGAAGGCCCAGAUGAGCAACUUUCUGGCCUCUACCACCAAUCAGCAGGAGAUUGCCUCCCUUGACGUCAAGAUCCACGAGACCAUUGAGUCCAUCAACCAGCUGAAGACCCAGAGGGAUUUCAUGCUCAGCUUUAGCACUGACCCCCAGGAUUUCAUCCAGGAAUGGCUACGUUCACAGCGCCGAGACCUCAAGAUCAUCACUGAUGUGAUUGGGAAUCCCGAGGAAGAGAGACGAGCUGCUUUCUACCACCAGCCAUGGGCCCAAGAAGCAGUGGGGAGGCACAUCUUUGCCAAGGUGCAGCAGCGAAGGCAGGAACUGGAACAGGUGCUGGGAAUUCGCCUGACCUAACUGCUCAGGGAUCUUUUCUUUACUCCCCAGCCCUGGAGCCAUCCCUUCCUCAGCCUGGAAGGGGAGGGACCGUCCUUUGGGUCCUGGCUGGGGUUGCAGACUCGUAGGAUAAGGAGGGGUGACGGGUGUCUCCUGUCACCCUCUACCCGCCAGCUUUAGUUUCAUAAAUGUAGUGAUAGGAUUCCUUGUUGCUUGGGUUCCCAAAGCCUUAUUACUUACCUUAUGCAUUGGCUUUAAUUGGGUUCAAAACAAGAUGCCUCCUCUGCCCCCUGUAAGACUGCUGGAGGCUGUGCUUUGACAUUGUAACAGACAUUUCAGAACCAAAAGCCGCUGGGUUUGCAUGUUUACAGGCUCCCCCUCGGGGCGAGUGUCAGAGCUGCCUCUGGGGAGCUAGGUCAGGAAGGGGGGCCCAGCCCAGAUUCUCCCUGGCCUUCCUAAACCAAAGUGUUUUUUUUUGCCAUUCCUACAAGCCCAGCCUUGCUGCUGGUUUUUUCCUUUCUUUUGGGUAUUUGCACUAUUUGGGGAGCAGGUUUUUCUAUGCAGAAGCCACUUUUUUUUUGUACAGGGGUAAGUCUGGGUUUUUCAGGGAGCCCCAUUUUGUGCCUCCUCCCUUAUUUUCUUUCCUCAAUCUAUGCAAGCGGCUCCAGCCGCCAUCAUCUCCCGGGGUGCCAGAUAGGGCUGCCACCCCAGCUUUUGGGCCCAGGGAGGUGAAGCCUCCUGGAGAGAGGGGAUACUCGUUAUCUAGCAUGGCCUGAGGUGUGGGAGUGCAUGGUGGGGAGUACGUGAAGGGGAGGUUUGGAGGAUUGUUGUUGCCCUUUGGAGCUUAGUAAGGAGGGUGGGCCUAGGGCUUGGCAAGUGCCACUUCUGGCAGGUUUGGAGAUUUCCAAAUAAAUCCUUUUGUUUAUUGGUA
Messenger RNA from Choloepus didactylus (southern two-toed sloth), 2506 nucleotides. It is a transcript of the gene SMARCD2, whose product is annotated as SWI/SNF related, matrix associated, actin dependent regulator of chromatin, subfamily d, member 2. The coding region runs from base 1 to 1596 and encodes 531 amino acids. The record is from RefSeq and is a predicted model, not a curated record. Gene Ontology annotation, biological process: regulation of transcription by RNA polymerase II. Gene Ontology annotation, cellular component: SWI/SNF complex; nucleus. NCBI's taxonomy places the organism in Eukaryota, Metazoa, Chordata, Mammalia, Pilosa, Megalonychidae. The transcript has 13 exons.